Messenger RNA from Didymodactylos carnosus, 225 nucleotides. Lineage: Eukaryota; Metazoa; Rotifera; Eurotatoria; Philodinida; Philodinidae. The record is from the annotation of a GenBank genome assembly.
AUGUCUUGCAUCAACAAAUACGAAUCAUCAAAAAGUGAUGAUCAAAUAUUAGAUCUUUUAUCACGAUGGUCAAUAAAACGUUUUGAACCAAUUGAUUCUUCAUCUUUAUUACGUUCAAAAUUAAUUUGUUAUCAACCUCUUAUUGUUAUUCAUUUAAUUAAAGAAGAUUUAAAUGAAAAAAAAGGAAAUGAAAAAAAAUUAUCCAAAUAUUUUCAAGAUAAUUAA